Messenger RNA from Aspergillus sclerotioniger CBS 115572, 717 nucleotides. RefSeq names its product putative copper resistance protein Crd2. The transcript has 3 exons. Bases 1 to 336 code for a protein of 111 amino acids. The record is from RefSeq and is a predicted model, not a curated record. Lineage: Eukaryota; Fungi; Ascomycota; Eurotiomycetes; Eurotiales; Aspergillaceae.
AUGGUUUACCCGUCCUCCACCUGCUGCAAGACUUCUGGCGACAGAAGUUGUGUUUGCGCAGCCCAGGCAAAGUGCUCCUGUGGCAAGAAAAACGCCCUCCACUGCACAUGCAACAAGGCUUCCACCGAGAAUACCGUUGCAGGGGCUCGGUGCUCUUGCAGAGCUCGCCCUGCCGGAGAAUGUACCUGUGAACGGGCCGCCAGUGAGAACCACCCUGUAACGGGAGAAACCUGCCCCUGCGGAAAGCGAUCCUCCUCGUCUUGCACCUGCGAGAAAGGCCGCGCCGUUGACGAGGCUGUUGGACGUCUCGAGACUGACUUUACCACCCGUGCUUGAACACCGCUCUUCAUCUGUGUGGAGGGCAAUGGUGACUUUCUUCUUAAUGGAAUUUAAUGGCCUGUAUACUUUGGGGGAUCGGUGUUCAUAACGGAGUUUUGGGAGGUCGAAGCCGACUUGUUUCAUGGGGUUGCGUGGGUAUUUGAAAUUGGGUUGUCUUGCAUUAGUCAGGUUAGUUUCACAGGGGAGCAGGAGGGUAUGGAAAAUCAGUGACGAUACUCCAAAUAUUAUAUGGUUAAAUUUAUGCUCAAUGCUAGGCAUCUGUGUCUGCAGAUCUAGGGUAGGGUUGAAGAGGCGCGUCAGCUUAGCCCCUGCUCGACACGGGUCUAUGAAGGAUGACUGAGUUUUGUACUCCGUACUAGUAUGUAGCCAGCUAGCAAG